Messenger RNA from Haliotis rufescens (red abalone), 3171 nucleotides. RefSeq names its product sodium-dependent multivitamin transporter-like. The coding region runs from base 392 to 2167 and encodes 591 amino acids. The record is from RefSeq and is a predicted model, not a curated record. The transcript has 16 exons. Gene Ontology annotation, cellular component: membrane. Gene Ontology annotation, biological process: sodium ion transport; transmembrane transport. Lineage: Eukaryota; Metazoa; Mollusca; Gastropoda; Lepetellida; Haliotidae. Gene Ontology annotation, molecular function: symporter activity.
GACUAUUUCAUUAUGCGGGAGAGCUGUGCAGUCACAAGACUGUGACUAGACUAAUCUAACGACCUGGUGCUUUUUAUUCAGGUCUUUAGUAUUCAUUGUCACAUAUGCAUUUACAUGUGUGUAGACAUAUUAAAGUCAAGUCACAUAUGUGAAUUAAAUCCACUGUUACGUUAGGGAAACAUUGUGAUGGCACAAGCAGACACUUUAGACUUAUAUGGAUGUAUCUACGCAAGACGGACUCGUUUACUUACAUACGGGUGGAAGUAAUAAUAUGUAUUUGGAAUAUAUGUAUAUUAUAUAGACCAUUAGAUGGUGGUCCCUGAUUGCACCACCAUAACAACCAACUUCAGCAAUUCUUUACUGUCCACUUUCAGUUUUCUAUGAUAUCAAAAUGCAAACUCUAAACACCCCCGAUUACAUUGUCAUUGGAGUGAUGCUCGCCUUAUCAUUCGGUAUCGGGGUGUUCUUCGCUGUAAGGAGUAAGAACACAAGAGAAACCUACCUCCUGGGGAACCGACAGAUGGGAGUCUUCUCCGUUGCUAUCUCCAUGUUCGUAACCAUGCAAUCGGCAGUGUCCUUACUGGGCUACCCCUCGGAGAUAUACACAUACGGAACUAUGAUUAUCUACCUGUUCAUAAGCCGAAGUUUCACCUACCUUGCCGGCGUCUAUACUUGUCUCCCGCUUCUAUACCCGUUACGCAUUGUCAGCAUAUUUGAGUAUCUUGGAAGAAGAUUUGAUUCAACUGCAGUGCGCAUAUUCGGGACAUUCCUUGGAAUGUUACAAACGGUUAUAUACAUGGCUGUGGCGUUAUUUUCUCCUGCUCUGGCUCUCCAAGUAUCUGCAGGCAUUCCCCUUUGGAUGUCCAUUGUGAUUGUCGGACUCGUCGGCACAGUCUACACAUCCAUUGGCGGCAUACGGAGCGUGGUGUGGACGGAUGUAUUGCAGUCUGUGUUCAUGUUUGGGGGCAUAGUGCUAGUUAUAGUGCUGAGCAUGGGCAGGAUUGGGACUCUUCAAAAAGUUUGGGAAAUCAACCACCAGGAAGGACGUGUACAGUUUGACGAGCUCAGCCCCGAUCCUCGCGUUCGCCACACUGUUUGGGGACUAUUUCUGGGAGGUUUCUUCAACUGGUACGUCAACAUGUUCAACCAAACAACCAUGCAGAGAAUGUGUGCAAUUCGGUCAAUGAAAGGAUCCAAAAUAGCCUUCUUACUGAACAUACCCAUGCUUCUGAUAUACGGUGUUCUGCUGGUGAUCACAGGGCUGCAACUGGCCGCCUACGUCUUCACCACCCAGUGUGACCCGUAUGAGGCUGGUUACAUCACAAACAGGAACCAGAUGAUGCCCUACUUUGUGUUGGACAUCCUCGGCUCCUACCCCGGCCUGGCCGGACUCUACAUGUCUUCCCUGUUCAGUGGAGCACUCAGUUCUCUGUCCUCUGGCAUCAACGCUUUGGCCGCCAACACAGUGGCAGAUAUCCUGGUCGUGCCACUGCGCCGAUCUUCAGAAAGGACAUCCACAAUCAUUGCAAAAUUGGCAGUUUGUUUCUAUGGACUCCUGGCUAUAGGAAUGGCGUAUAUGAUUCGAUCACUCCAGGGGCCAAUAACACAGAUGAUACAGGCUGUGGAGGGAGCUGCUGGCGGUCCUGUGUUAGGAAUGUUCUUCCUGGGAGCUGUUUUCCCAAAGGCCAACAAAGUGGGAGCUCUGUGUGGAGGUAUAUCAGCUCUAUUAGUGACUGUCACACUCAGCAUUCUACAAAAACUUCAUGGAGUCAAGCCGACCACUCUAAACCCCGCACCUAUAGAUGCAUGCCCAGGAGAAUCCUAUCUAGAGGCGAAUAGUACCAUGGCAUUCACAACCCCAAAGAUUCUGAAUACAACAUUCCCACAAGAUGAUAUUCUGAAUUCUCAUCACGAAGGAUUGUCUGCAGUGUCAUUCUACCUAUAUGAUGUGUCCUACGUGUGGUACGGCUUGAUUGGAUUCCUGGUGUCGCUGAUUGUUGGUGUGGUCACAAGUUGGAUCACAGCGAGCCGAUACCCUCAAACAGUGAACCCGCAACUCCUCUUCCCGUUUGCGCGGCGACUGUGGAAAGUCUCGAGUACAAGCGGGAUACAGCUGACACCUUUACCAGGGAAUGAGACUUACGUACCCAGCCGGAAACAGCCAUGACGAAGCUCUACCUGCCCCUUUCAACACGGCAUUACGGACGCCGCAGCAAGUCUAAAGUUGGGCCAAGCAACGAUGAAAUUCAAAACAAAGACGUUUCAAACAACAUGUACAUCACCAUUUAACUCAUGUAUAUCUACCGAGAGUAUAACCGACUGGUGUUGGGGAAUUUAUGCUUAGCGUCAUGUUAACCACUGUUCAAACGCGCUCUAUUCUGAUCAUUAAUUUUGGUCCAAUACGACAAAAUAUCAUAUUUGGGAAAAAUCCUUAAAAUGGAAAUUUGAUCUUGUCCCUUUGAUUGUUCCCAUAACAUCAGAUCAGUUAAAUGUUGCAAUUCAAAAGUUAAGCCUGGUGUAGAAAGAUUUAUUGCAUAUCAUUCAAGUUAUAGAUUCAAGAAUUAGCUCACCAUGCCGAAACUGUUUCAGUGAGUGAGUGAGUGAAUAUGAUUUUAUGCCGCUUUUAGCAAUAUUCCAGCAAUAUCACGGCGGGGGACACCAGAAAUCGAAACUGUUUCAGAAAAUGAUACCAGAUAAUUGUUAUUUUGUAACAAGGACAUGCGAAAUUGGUGAUGAUAAUGUCAUUGAUAUGAGCAGUAUUAAAGUGUACUGGUAACUGAUUAAUGGUUUGAUGUUGGAUGGAAAAAUGACAAAAUCAAAACCAAUGAAAUGAGGUCAAUCUUGGACAAAUAACAACCAUAAUUUAUUAUCAGGAGCUUUGGUUAGGAAUUCCAUGAAAUAUACGCAUGAGCUCAAAGGUUGCAGUGGUCGGAACAGCUACGCACUUUACUUGCAGCUUGUCAUGUCUUGACAAACCCACAGCUCUGAAGUCCAUGACAGGGCACAUUGAAAAUGUAUUGUACUUCAAGAAACCUAACGUGCUUGUCUAAUAAAUCGAACACGCACACUCAAAGUGUUUGACUUUCCACGAAAGGGCCGAUAAUUGUAUCAUCGUGAAUAGUUUUCCACAUAUAAAAAAAUUAUGUCCGGAAAUACACUUUCCUAUUCUUU